AUUGUUUGUAGGGUUUCCGGGUGUGUUGGGCUGUGUUGAUGGCACAUUUAUUCGAAUACAGACGCCAGUAGAAAAUGAACCGGACUACGUCAACCGGAAAGGAUAUCAUUCCUUAAAUGUUAUGAUGUCAUGCGACACCAAUUUUGUUAUAACCAACUGUGUGGCGAAAUGGCCAGGGUCUUGCCAUGAUUCCAGAGUCUUUAGAGAAAGUACUCUAUGUCGUCAGUUUGAGAAUGGUCAGCAUGAUGGCUUGCUGCUUGGUGACUCUGGAUACCCAUGCAAAACCUAUCUAAUGACUCCCUACAACAAUACCAAUGAUGUACGACACAAAGAGCGGUUCAACUCAGCACUGUGCCGUACACGAGUUGUAAUUGAGCAAACUUAUGGGAUUUUAAAGAGGUUUCCAUGCCUGGCAGCUGGUCUGCGGACAAAACCGGAUAGAGCCUGUCAAUAUGUGGUGGCAUGUGUGAUUCUACAUAAUAUAGGCAUUUUGAGACAGGACAUUGUGACCAUUUCAGCUGAUGACCUACUCAUAGCUGGACCAGAUGUCCAAGAGAUUGAUCACGCCAACAACAACGGUUUCACAUACAGGGAUAUCAUUGCCAGACAAUGUUUUAAUCAAUGAACAAAUCAUGAUUGUAAUAUAUCAAUCAAGGUCAAAGGUCAAGGUCACCGGAGGUACAUAUGUACUAAUUAGUUGGUCAAAACAUCUUUUUAUCAUUUCCAAAGACUUCCUGUCUCUAUCUAUUCCAGUUCUACAAGGAUACCA
This is a messenger RNA of Ostrea edulis (European flat oyster), 769 nucleotides long. Its product is annotated as putative nuclease HARBI1. NCBI's taxonomy places the organism in Eukaryota, Metazoa, Mollusca, Bivalvia, Ostreida, Ostreidae. The transcript is spliced from 3 exons. The coding region runs from base 122 to 625 and encodes 167 amino acids. The record is from RefSeq and is a predicted model, not a curated record.